Molecule: messenger RNA, 363 nt
Organism: Alternaria alternata
Lineage: Eukaryota; Fungi; Ascomycota; Dothideomycetes; Pleosporales; Pleosporaceae
Exons: 1
Coding region: 47-283 (78 amino acids)
Source: RefSeq, a predicted model, not a curated record
CUGUUGUUGAUUUGCUAACAAACCACAGGUCCAUGAAAGUCUUCAAAUGCUUUUUGAGCCGGUUUUGGGGUUCAUCGCGUGUCUUGUAGGCUAUUUACAGUUGUCUACCGCAUGUUUCAGAUAUUUCGGUUCAAAAGUGUCAUGGACAGGUUAUAAAUUGGUUUGUAGACCGACCGGUCUCACGAAACAUAUCGGCAGACAGGAGCUUUUCGAUUAUGAUGAAAAACAGCAAGAGAAAAACCACAUGUGGAUUGUUCUGAUAGUUUUGGUGUUCUGGUUUUGACAGCUGUGCUACCCAAGCAAGUCACAACACAGAAGCGUUGCUUUGCAUGCAAGAAGUAUACCGACACUAGCGCUCUACCC